AUGGACUCCUCGUCAAGCUACUUCCCAUCGGGGAGCCACUCCCAUCACCACCAUGACGCGCCCGCCGAACCGCAACGCGUGUACGAUAUCUACUCCUGGUCCAACAUAUCCCCCACCACUCGGCUCGUCUACUGCCAGAACGCGGAUGCUACGAACGAGGCCAUCGCACAGCUUAACUCCAAGGUCCUGGGCUUUGACUUGGAGUGGAAGCCGAACUUCAUCAAAGGCAGGCCAGAGAAUCCCGUCGCGCUCGUGCAGCUCGCCAGCGCGGACCUCGUUCUUCUCAUUCACAUCUUCCACAUGCCCACGUUCCCGGAGAGACUGCGAGACCUGCUCGCUGAUGAGGCUGUGGUUAAGGCUGGUGUAGGAAUACAGAAGGACUGUAAGAAGCUAUUUACGGACUAUGGCGUGGAUACCCGAAACUGUGUAGACCUAUCCCUCCUCGCUCGCACCGUCGACAAUGCCCGGUGGAAAGGGAAAUACGCGAGCCCGAUCGGACUCGCGCGACUUUGCGAAACAUACGAGGAGUUGACCCUGCAGAAGGGAAGAGUGCAGACGAGCAACUGGGAGCUACCGCUCGAUCCACGACAGCAGGAUUAUGCUGCCAACGAUAGCCAUGCAGGCCUGACACUAUACACACGCCUCUCUGCCAUGGCGACGACAAUGGAUCCAGUACCGCAGACGGUGUGGUACACUUUCGACACCAUCAACGGCUUCCUCUACCAACCCUCCUCUGGAACUGUCUGGCAUCCUUUCAACCCCUACUAUGACCCUGGCCCGCCCCCACCUCCCCGCCCUCCCAGGGUAUACGACGACUCCACACCAAAUGGCGCUAUGCCGAUUCCGUACCGCGCGAACCGCUACUCCCGGCGCAAUCGCGCACGGAAUCCAAACCAACCGGGCUCGCUCUCCCCAUCCGCAUCCUCGUUCGUACCUGGGGCACGCACGCAUACCCCCUCUCCCUCCCCGACCCCUGCAGGGGGCCCCGGGCACCCUUCAUACGCUGUCUCACCCUCACCCCAACCGCAUGCCUAUACCCCGCGAUACCCCCCAGCAAACCAGCCGUCACCUGCGCCCCUGAUGGAUAUCGACAUGGACGGCUUUCCCCGCCUCGCGCACGUCCCCCGUCAAUACCAGAGCAAGCCCAAGAGCUUCGGCAGCGGCGGGUACGGCGCACACACCCACGCGGGCCCAAAUUUCGGGUCGCCGGGGCGUGGGAGGGGCAGGGGCCGCGGGCGCGGGCAGACCGUGCAGCUUGGGUUUUUCGCGGCGCCACGUCAGACAUGA
Messenger RNA from Trametes versicolor FP-101664 SS1, 1287 nucleotides. Its product is annotated as ribonuclease H-like protein. The coding region runs from base 1 to 1287 and encodes 428 amino acids. Lineage: Eukaryota; Fungi; Basidiomycota; Agaricomycetes; Polyporales; Polyporaceae. Gene Ontology annotation, cellular component: nucleus; cytoplasm. The record is from RefSeq and is a predicted model, not a curated record. Gene Ontology annotation, molecular function: nucleic acid binding; 3'-5' exonuclease activity. The transcript is spliced from 4 exons. Gene Ontology annotation, biological process: nucleobase-containing compound metabolic process.